This is a messenger RNA of Thamnophis sirtalis, 2911 nucleotides long. The record is from RefSeq and is a predicted model, not a curated record. Lineage: Eukaryota; Metazoa; Chordata; Lepidosauria; Squamata; Natricidae.
UUUGAAAGCUUUCAAAGAAGAAAAGGAAAAAUUAUCAAAUGCAGAUCAGUUCUAUCUUCUACUCCUUGGAGUUCCUAGCUACCAAUUGAGGAUUGAAUGUAUGCUGAUGUGUGAAGAGACUGCUGUUCUGCUGGAGAUGUUGCAGCCCAAAGCAGAAACAAUAAGGAAGGCUUGUGAAGAUCUCCUCUCAAGUCAACGGUUGCCCGUUUUCUGUCAAUUGAUCCUCAACGUUGGAAACUUCCUGAACUAUGGAAGUCACACAGGAGAUGCCGAUGGCUUUAAAAUUGGUACUUUGCUCAAGUUAACAGAAACUAAAGCGAACCAGACUCGCAUUACACUGCUCCACCAUAUAUUAGAGGAAGUGGAAAAAAAUCACACCGAUUUGCUUCAGCUUCCCAAAGAUCUUGAAUGUGUUUCAAAGGCAGCUGGAAUCAAUCUAGAUGUUAUUCAUUCUGAAUCCAGCUCCAAUAUAAAGAAAUUGCUGGAACUUGAAAGGAAGCUGUCAUCUUCAAUUGAAGAAGUGAAAGCCCAAUAUGGAACAGCCAUUCAGGAGAGCUUAACUGCGAACCAAAAGCUGGAGGAUGAGUUUGAACUCGUUGAAGCUAAGAAAACAGAGCUUGCCAACUAUCUCUGUGAAGAUCCAAACAAAUUGUCUUUGGAGGAGAUAUUUAACACCUUGAAAACCUUCCGUGAUCUCUACAUCAAAGCACUAAAGGAAAACAAGGACCGAAAGGAACAAGCAGCCAAAGCUGAGAAAAGGAAGAAACAGUUGGAAGAAGAAGAAGCUAAGAGGCCAAAAGGGGAAGAUGGGAAAACCGUUAAGAAAGAAGCUGUCAAACAAGAGGAGGUGUGUGUUAUUGAUGCUUUGCUGGCUGACAUAAGAAAGGGAUUCCAGCUACGAAAAACAACCAGGAACAAAAAUGGCGUAAACACUCCCAUGAAAACUACACCUCAGAAGGGAAAAGUGAUUGACCAAAGCAUUCAGGAUGUGAAAGACCCAAAGCAAGAAGAUGAUUCAAGGACACAGAAUAAUUUACAGGACCAAGUAGAAAAUGCCAAGCCUUCGGAAGGGACUACCACAAAUGAGAAAUCUGAGAUGGCUACUGACUCAUUGAAUUUACAGAAGCCGCCUGAUGCCAUUGGGAAUGGCAUUUCUUCUCCAGCCCAGCCAGAUCCGGAAAAGGCCUCAUUACAUUCCUUUGUUUUGGAGGAAAAUAGACAAGCUCCAAAUGGAACAAAUCCGCAAGAGGAAAAUGACUCCUGUUCCUUUCACGAUGCCAUUGACCAUGAUUUAGUGUUGUCUCACUCCAUUACUUUUGUAGAGUUUACAAGUGAUAACUCAGCACAUUCUACCAGCCUGAAUAUUAAAGCUGAUGAGGUUGACUCAGGGGCCCCAGCUAGUAGAACUGAAUCUGAUGGCUCCUGGAACCAUUUAAAUUCAAAUGACCAGGUAAACAAUAUUCGUAGAAAUGAUGACCCAGGAGAAAAAAUACCUGAAAACACGAAACAGCUCACAACCUCUCAAGAAAUGGCCCUUGAAACUUUGGCCCUGCCAGAAGCAUCUAAAGUCAGUGAAGACCCUUCCUCAGAGUCCUUGUUGGACACGUCCCAGGACAAAUCCUUUUCAGAAGAGCCGGUAACUGAUUCUUCAUAUUCAGCAACGGUACCUUCAGAACAAGCCCAAGCUGGAAAAGAUGGCCAAAGAAGUUCAUCAAAGCGCAAGAAGAAAAAGAGGCACAGCAAGGGCCAUUCAACAGUGGUUGACACUGAUUUAAAAGCGAUGGUUGAUACUGGAGAUAAAAAAACAAAAAGAGUUUGUGAGAUACAGUGAGGCGGUGCAGCAAGACAGAAAAAAUAAAAAGCAUGCUAUUCAGCUAUUGAAAGGAGCCAUAGUAACAGGGUGCAGUUAAUUUUUGUCUGGAGGUACUUGAUAGAAGUAAUUAAUACUCAAAUAUAUGAUAUAUAUCCAGACUUGAAAGCACCCUCAGCCUGUGCCUUAUAUAAAAUUCUUAUCCCAAAAUAAUUUUCUGCUACUUUGAGGCCAUGGAGUCAACUCCCGAUGGACAAAAUUGUUCAACAUAAGGUGAAGGAGAUAUGAUCUAAGACACAGCUGGAACAAGUUGAAGUUAACACAGAAAAUAUUGGAAGUUUUAUGGCACCAAUCUCACGUUUAGACAAUGUGUCAGUUUAGGAAGUACGAUUCAACAAGGCCUGAUUUUGCAAAGAUCUGUAUUUUUGAGUUAACAACAUCCUUCAAUUUGAUUGUGCUAUACUUUCCACCAGGUUGGCGCAAGCAAUUUUUGUGAUACUAUCAGAUACAUAUCACAUUCCUGUUUUUACACAAAGACUUGUUACUCCAAGGAUUAGACAAGAGAGAUUUGUUUUAAAGAAAAUUAGUAAUUAUUCUGAUAUCACCAGUGUAGUUGUCUGCCACCUAGUGGCAAAGGUAUGCAAUUACUGUCCAUAUGAACACAUGAUAGUCUUCAUGUUUAUCCCAAACUUUCUCACUACAUGCACUACGACACUUCUUUUCAAGAAAACUUCCUCCCAAAGUAAUAUUAUUAAUGCAAUCAAUUUACACUUUUUUGUGAUGGUGAUAGUAAAUGUGUUUGGGGCUAGGUAUAUCUUUUUGUUGUUGCCGAUGUAUAACAUUAAUGGAAAUAUUUUAGAGUUAAUAUUGGGAAUGUGAUUCCCUUUUAUCAUAAAAACUAAAGUAAUUUUUAUAGUUUAUAAAUAUUAUUGAGAGAAUUGCAGAUUUGUAAAUAUCUGUUCCCUUUUGUAUGUUCACUUAUAUGAGACUGAAGGUAUAGAAAUUACUUUAUAAACUGAAUUUAGCAGUUAUAAUUUGGAAAGAAGAUAUUGACUGAGAGAGAUCCUGCUGAAAUAAAAUGGAUGCUGUGUUAUAGUGGGA